Messenger RNA from Punica granatum (pomegranate), 2040 nucleotides. The record is from RefSeq and is a predicted model, not a curated record. Lineage: Eukaryota; Viridiplantae; Streptophyta; Magnoliopsida; Myrtales; Lythraceae.
GAUAUUCGCCAACGCCAACGCCAACGGCGGCAGCACGGCAAGGCUAAGGCCAGGCGUUUCUCUCGCUCCUCUUUCUUCCCGUCCCCGCCAGCCACCUCUUAUUACCCCCCUCUCUCUCUCUCUCCCUCCCCCUUCCCCUUCCCCUUCCCCUUAUAAACAUAAACCCUUGUCAGUGGCUGCCAUCGUCUCUGUCCAUUAAUGAUGGAGCAUCAACAUCCACCACAGCCAGGUGGUGGAAAGGGACGGGAGGCGGCGGCGGUAUGCGAGGAGUGCAGGCAGAAGCCAUCCAAGUACAAAUGCCCCGGCUGUUCCAUCCGAACCUGCAGCCUCCCAUGCGUCAAUUCUCAUAAGCAGCGCACAAGCUGCUCCGGUAAACGCGACCGCUCUCAGUUCCUUCCCCUCUCCGGCUUCAACGACUCUGUCCUCCGCUCCGACUACAAUAUGCUGGAGGAAGUGAAGAGGGUGACUGAAUCUGCUCAGAGAACAAGGGCUAAAUUGUGUCCUUUUUCUCCUUAUCGCCUGCCGAUUUUCCUUCGUCGCCUUCGGAGUGCAGCCUCAAGCAGAAGGACGAAGGUCCUCUUUCUUCCCAGUGGACUGUCAAAGAGGGAGAGAAAUCAGUCUCGAUAUAACCCGAGGAGAAAACUAAUUUCCUGGACGAUUGAAUGGCGAUUUCAUUCAACAGAUGUUGCUUUAUAUGACCAUGGAGUUUCAGAGGAUGCAAACCUUCGUUCUAUAAUUGAGAAGCAUCUCCAACCUGGGCCUUGGAAUCAUCAACUGAUCAAGUUCUGCCAUGUGCAACUUGACCAUCUCAAGUUUUUCAUUUGUAAACAUCAUAAGGGUCCAAAAUCACCUUUCCGGGAGCUGGACGUAGAGGCCCCCAUCAGGCAACAGCUAGCAAAUCUUGUUAUCUUAGAGUAUCCUGUCAUUCAUGUCUUUCUUCCGACGCAUACUUGUGAUUUUGAAAUUCAUAGAGAUGCCCAUCCUAUCACUCAGAAAAAGGAUGUUAAGGAUGUGCAUAGCAGCGAGCAUCUUCCUGCGAAAGGUGUUUGCUUUCUGGAGGAGGAAUUCGAAGAAGAUGGUCAUUUGGAAUAUGGGAUCGAAGACUUGGCGAAGCAUCAGAGAGGAAGUGCAAUGGAAAAACUGUGUCAUAAAAAGAUGGCAUCAAGUGGACCCUUGCCAGGAAGAGUCUCAAGCAGCAAUGGCAUUCCCCAACCUGUCAUUAGGGAAUAUGUAACUCAAGAAAAGAUGGAAUUUGAUUUUGAUCAAGGGUUGAUCGAUACAUAUUCAGAUUUGAUUGCACAAACGAAUCCUGAUGACUUCCUUGAUCUGGACGGUGAAUGUAGUGGAAAAGGAGAAAUCUCCCUGGCGAGCGAUGAAGUAGAAGAAGGGGAGAUUUUGGAGUGAUCGGCUGAUUAUAGCUUAUUUGGUUUUCUGUCUCAGAUAGCCCUUUUGUCCUUAAGGUGAAAAGGGACGCCACUGGUAUUGAAAAUUUAUAUAAUGUGCUGGGAUGGGAUUGCCUUGCGAGUUUUGAUGUUACAUCAAUAAAGGUAAGUACCAGUUUCUUCAAGUUUUCUGGCACAGGAAAAGAAGAGAGGUAAAAAAGGGUGCUUGGUAGGAUCUGGGAGUAUGUUAUGUUGAUUCAUUAAUGUCAUUUGAGAAGAGCUUGUACUGCGUGUUGAAUCUGUAAAUUCCGAGCCCUGAGUCAUAUACACUUGUAAGAAAGUCAGCAUCUGCUUUUGUAGCUGCAUCGGAGUGAAAUCAGAGCUCAAUGGUGACUGGCAAUGAAGAAAGAAGAGUCAUCAAAAUGAUGUUGAUAUGAACAGAGGGGUUCAGCUAAUAUGGAGAUGGAGACAUGAAUUAUUCGGUGAACCGAAUUUCUGAGCUAGCAAAAAAUCUAUAGUUUAGCAAAAAAAUCUCAAGUUGGACAAUGUAUAAAGUCCAGUUUUUGGUAGUUUUUGUUUGAAAGACCCCAUUGAAAAUACACUGCGCUCACGCGCGUGUAUAUAUAUAUAUAUAUAUACAUGUAUUGUUGCUGUUGCA